Molecule: messenger RNA, 3560 nt
Organism: Mus musculus (house mouse)
Lineage: Eukaryota; Metazoa; Chordata; Mammalia; Rodentia; Muridae
Gene: Vmn2r3
Product: vomeronasal 2, receptor 3
Exons: 7
Coding region: 674-3403 (909 amino acids)
Biological process (GO): G protein-coupled receptor signaling pathway; detection of chemical stimulus involved in sensory perception of smell
Cellular component (GO): plasma membrane; cell periphery; membrane
Molecular function (GO): G protein-coupled receptor activity
Source: RefSeq, marked validated
AAAGGUUCUGGACUGAGCCCUGAAGCUCAGUAGGGAUACUUAUGCUGAUAGCACUGAGGAGUGGUUCCUAACCAGUGAGACAUUUUAUUAGAUGAAGCCAAACUCUGAAUAGUAUGUUGGGGGAGAGCCCCUGAGAAUGAGAACAUUAAAAAAAUGGGUGGGAAGGAGAAUGUUUGAAAAUGAGGAGAAAGGAAGACUGAAAGACUUGAAAUCAUGAUACAUUGAUCUGGAAACAAGAAAUUUGUCUCUGAGUGAGGGCUAGCAAGCAAGAGAGCAGAAAUAGAUGGACAUGUGUGCUCCACAGUGGAGUGCAGGCCUGAAAUGCACACAAAGUCCAAGGAAUUGACUUCAUUGACAUUUGAUGAAGCUGCAAAUGCCAAAGAAGUGGGAAGAGUUUCCAUAACGUAAAAUAACUUUCAAAUAGAAUCCCAUGAUUCUGUUGUUAUUUAUAAUUGCAAAGCCUACAGGAUAAGCAGGUGCCACGUCUGAGAGGAUUGCUCAGCUCCUUUUCCAGAUCCAGAAAUUGCAACUGAUUGCAACAUGUGUGUCUACGACAUGAACUUUAGUCAGGAGCUGCAAUCAGGUUAGGCACUCACACACUCUAACACUCUAUUAAGGUGCUUCCUUAAAACCUGUGUCACUUCAGCCCUGUAAUUACUCUCAAUCUCACCACAUGAAAAUGGCUAUCAGAAAGAAGUGCUUGAUUCUGGAAUUAACUGUAUUUUUGUGUGUUGAAUUAUAUGCUCAAUAUGAAGACCAGAAUAUGACUUGCAGGUUGAUGCGCAAAUUUAAUUUGACUGGAUAUGUAGAAGCUGAAAAUCAUCAUUUUGUUAUUGGAGGACAGUUUCCUGUUCACUAUAGGACCAUCCCAACAAGUGACUCUGAUGAGGAACCAGAAUCUCCCAUGUGUGAGGGGUUUAAUUUCCGGGGUUUCCGCUGGAUGAAAACCAUGAUCCACACCAUCAAGGAGAUUAAUGAGAGGAAGGAUAUUUUGCCCGAACACACUCUGGGCUACCAGAUAUUUGACAACUGUUUCUCCACCACCAAAGCAAUGGAGUCAUCUAUGGUGUUUCUAACAGGGCAGGAUGAAUACAAACCGAAAUGGAGAAACAGCACUGGAAAAUAUCUAAUUGGAAUUAUUGGAGCAGGAGGAUCAACUAUGUCACUUGCUGGAGCAAGAAUUCUACUGUUGAAUGAUGUAGUUCAGGUGGGAUAUGCUUCCUCCUCCUCUAUUCUUACUGAAUAUUUAAAUGUUUAUCGCACAAUACCCAGUGAUAAGUUUCAGACUGAGGCAAUUGUGAAUCUGAUUAGACACUUUGGUUGGGUCUGGAUAGGAGCUAUAGCAUCUGAUGAUGAUUAUGGAAAACAUGGAGUAAAAUCAUUUAGGAAAAUAUUGGAGACUAACAACCUGUGCAUUGCUUUCUCUGAAACCAUUCCAAAAGUCUACUCCAAUGAGAAAAUGCAAAUAGCUAUUGAUGCAGUAAAGAGUUCAACUGCCAAAGUCAUUGUGCUUUAUGCAACUGACUUUGACCUCAGCCCCUUUGUGCUGGAAGUGAUUCAUCAUAACAUAGCUCACAGGACAUGGAUAGCCACCGAAGCCUGGAUUACCUCAGCUCUCAUUGCAAAGCCUGAGUAUUUCCCCUAUUUUGGUGGAACUAUUGGGUUUGCAAUCCCAAGAAGUGUUAUACCAGGAUUAAAAGAAUUCCUUUAUGAUGUACACCCUAGCAAGGAUCCAAAUGAUGUCUUGACCAUUGAAUUCUGGCAAACUGCUUUUAAUUGUACCUGGCCAAACAGCAGUGUUCCUUAUAACGUGGAUCACAGAGUGAAUAUGACUGGUAAAGAAGACAGGUUGUAUGAUAUGUCAGAUCAUCUCUGCACUGGAAAGGAGAAGCUGAAAGAUCUGAAAAAUACCUAUCUGGAUACAUCACAGCUAAGAAUCACAAACAAUGUCAGACAAGCUGUGUAUCUUAUGGCUUAUGGCUUGGACCGUUUAAUCAGAGUUUUAAUAAAAGAAUAUAGGGAAUAUUUACUACAUCCAAAGAUACUAGCUUUCAUGUCCUAUAAGCUAUUUGAAUAUAUCAGGAAAGUAAAAUUUACUACUCAUGAUGGAAGAAAAAUAGAGCUUAAUGUUCAUGGAGACAUAGAAAAUGGAUAUUACGAUAUCCUAAAUUGGCAGAUGGAUAACACUGGAGAUAUUGCCAUUGUCAAGGUUGGAGAAUACAAAUUCACAAGAUCAAAAUAUGAACUUGUUCUUCCAAAAAACUCAACAUUAUUUUGGAACACUGAAUCUUCAAGGCUUCCAGAUUCAGUCUGCACAAAAGUGUGUCCUCCAGGGACCCGGAAGGGAUUUAUCACAGGACAACCCGUGUGCUGCUUUGAUUGCAUCCCAUGUGAGGAUGGAUAUGUGUCAGAGAAACCAGGUCAAAGGCUAUGUAAUCCAUGCAGUGAAGAUGACUGGUCCAAUGCAGAGAAGAACAAAUGUGUGCCAAAGCAUGUGGAAUUCCUUGCUUAUGAGGAGGCCCUGGGAUUCACUCUUGUCAUUCUUUCCAUAUUUGGGGCACUUGUGGUCUUGGCAGUUACUGUUGUGUACGUAAUCCACAGACACACUCCAUUGGUGAAAGCCAAUGACCGGGAGCUGAGCUUCCUCAUUCAGAUAUCUCUGGUUAUCACAGUGCUGUCAACCAUGCUAUUUAUAGGCAAGCCAUGCAACUGGUCCUGCAUGGCCCGCCAGGUCACUCUAGCACUGGGCUUUUGCCUUUGUCUGUCUUCCAUUCUUGGAAAGACUAUUUCACUCUUUUUUGCAUACAGAAUUUCUAUAUCUAAAACCCAGCUUAUAUCCAUGCACCCCAGUUUUCGUAAACUCAUUGUGCUGUUAUGUGUUUUUGGUGAGAUUGGUGUAUGUGCAUCUUACUUGGUGUUGAAGCCACCCAGCAUGUUCAAGAACAUUGAACGUCAGAAUGUAAAGAUCAUCUUUGAAUGCAAUGAAGGUUCUGUAGAGUUUCUAUGCUCCAUAUUUGGGUUUGAUGUUCUCCUGGCUCUGCUGUGUUUUGUUACAACCUUUAUGGCUCGUCAGCUGCCAGAUAACUAUUAUGAAGGGAAAUGUAUCACUUUUGGAAUGCUCUUCUUUUUCAUUGUCUGGAUCUCUUUUGUCCCUGCUUACUUGAGCACCAAAGGCAAAUUCAAAGUGGCUGUGGAAAUAUUUGCCAUUUUGGCAUCUAGCUAUGGCUUGUUAGGCUGUCUAUUUCUUCCCAAGUGCUUCAUUAUCUUGCUGAGGCCAAAGAGGAACACUGAUGAAACUGUUGGUGGAAGAGUCCCCACUGUUGACAGGAGCAUCCAGCUGACCUCAGCUUCUGUGAGCAGUGAGCUUAACAGCACCAUGGUGUCCACUGUCCUGGAUGAGUAGAGUUGUGAGCUCCAUGGAAUAUGCAAAUCUGGAUAAAGUUAUAGCUCAGUCUUCUCCUUAACGUUGUUUUUCAAGUAGCUGCUGAUGCUUGUUGCUAAUAUUGGGGAUUUGACCUUUUGUAAUAUAAUCUUGACAUAAUAAAUAAAAUUUUAUUCUA